GAGUAGUUAAACCAGUAAUUAAACGGUCAACGGUUUUAUUGUUUUCAGUUUGUACAUGAUUUGCACUUUUGCAAUUAAAAAUUUUGAAAAUAAGUAAUAGUGUAUACAAAUCGAAAAAAAAAAAAAUGUCAGACGAGGAAUCGAAUCAGUUUGAAAGUUCCGACAAGAAAAAUAAACCAGUUAGUAAACUGUUUCAAGCAUCUGAAAUCCAAACCGACACAACUGCAUCUUUACCCGCCGAAAGUUCUUCAUGCAGCAAGGGAAGCAAUGUUCAAUCACCUGAAUUUUCACGACAUCAAAGAGAGCCAUCCGGCAAGAGAAACAAAUUAUCGCCCGAAGUGAUAAGAUAUCAACGUGAGCAGCGCAUGAGAAGGAUGAACCUUUCAUCAGCGGAUCUUAUAAGACAUGAAAGAGAGGAAUUUUUCAAACGCGUGAGAACAAGCCGCCGCAAUAGUUUUAGUCUCUCUCGCAGUCUCGGCGAUGAACCAAGCGUGGCCGGUUUAGAGACCGUUUUUGAAGAUGAUAACUCCGGCAAUGAAGUAGAAAGUUCCCCUGGACGUAUAGAGGACAUGAGCUGUGAUGACCUUGAACAACAAUUAGCUGGAAUGAACUUGACAGAGACACCACCUCACUUACAACUGGGUACCUCCAGCGAGACACAAAGAUUUAUUUCAUUCUGCAAGAUCUGUAUGAUUGAAACGACCGAAGGUGAUAUUUGUGUCACUUGCUUCAGAUCAUUCUCUUCACCAUCACAGUAAUGGUGACUUGGUUUCUACUGUAACCAUUUUUAAAUUUUUCUAAAAAAGUAAAAACCUAAAGUUUAAAAUUAAAAAAAAUGUAUGUUUAUUAUAUUUUGUUUGUAUAGUUUUAGAAAUGUAGUUUUAGUAACUGGUAAUGUGAUAUUUCUGUAACUUGCUUCAGAUCAUUCUCUUCGCCAUCACAGUAAUGGUGACUUGGUUUCUACUGUAACCAUUUUUAAAUUUUCUAAAAAAAAAAGUCUUAAAAAAGUUGUAAAAUGUAUGUUUAUUAUAUUUUGUUCCUAUAGUUUUAGAAAUGUAGUUUUAGAAACUGGCAAUGGUAGGUAGCUAAAGUUUUGAGAUUUCGUUUCUCCUUAAAACAUUUUCUAAAGUACUUAAGUUUAAAAGAGAUUUCUUAAAGUUGUGUCUAUCUGUUUUGGUUCAUUUAUAGUUUUAAAAGUUUAAAAACUUGCCAAAAGAAAUAUUAUUGAGACAUAAUUUGUUCUGUAACUAUUACUCAUAGCAGCUACGAUAGACCUUUGUGAUACAGAAAAGUACUGAUACUAUUGACAUAUAACGAAGUUACUACGAAUCUGAAAUAUUACUGCUUUACUUCUGUUCAGUUACUUCUGAAUAACCUAGAAUGUCAUCAAUGUGAUAAUACAGCAUUUUAAUGACAAAUCAAUUUUACAAUAUGUGUUGAAUAACACAAGAUAAUCUCUUCGAAAUAUAGGUAAUAAUCUUUAAAGUUUCAUUUAUUAUUAUUUUUUUUAAUAAAGUCAUAGUCAUCAACAGAAAAGAGGUAUUGUUUCAGGUUGCAUUUUUCUAUCUGUUUCAUGUUUAGUAGUUACUGGAACUUAAAGUGCUUGUAAUAUUUCAAUAUUCGGUUAGUGUAAAACUUUUACUGAAAACAAUUCAGAACAUUGUUAAAGUAUUAACUGCCAGUUUUAUUUUACCUACUGUACCUGUACUACAGUUAUCCAUUUUAUUUAUUUGAGUUAGCUAUUUUAUUAGUUUAGUUAAGUAAAUACCACACACAUUUGAUAAAAGUACAUGAACUGAACUUUUGAUACACUUGUUAACUAAUUGCAUUAGACACCACUAUUUUUUCAGUCUACAGAUAUUUCUUGGGUUCUCAUAUUUUUUCUGCAAAUAAGAGUCGCUAAAAGUGAAAUCACUUUGGUUUGUUAACUUUUAAAUGCAUUGCAAGCUUUCAUUUUAUUAAACAAAUUAUCCGAAAAUAGGAAACUCAUUCCUUGUUUACUCUGUCGUAUUUAUUUUCCAUUUUAUGUGAUACAUUGUAUGUCUAUGUUUAAAAUGUAAGGAGUGUUGAUACAUUGCUUUACAUGCUAAUAGGUACUGAUCUAACCAGGCGAUUCCGUCCUACAUUGUAUAUGCCUUUAAUAAUGUUUGCGGUUAUAUAAGCCUGGAAAGCAAUGUUUCAUUUUAAAACAUCGACACACUUUGAAAAUUGUAAAUUGUAAAGUUAACUUUUGUUUAAUUUUUCUAGUCAUUUCUACAUUGAUCAUAAACCAUUCUUUCUGACUCUGCAGUAUUUAUUUUACAUUGUAUGUGAUACAUUGUAUGUCUAUAUUUACAGUUUAAGGAGUAAUGAUACAUUGCUUUACAUGCUUAUAGGUACUGAUCUAACCAGGUAAUUCCGUCGUACGUUGUAUAUGCCCUUAAAAAUGUUUGCGGUUAUAUAAGCCUGGAAAGCAAUGUUUCGUUCUAAAAUAUGGACUCUUUGAAAAUUGUAAAUUUUAAAGGUAAAUUUUCUAGUCAUUUAUACAUUGAUCGUCAACGAUUUCUUUAAAUGUAUCUUGGGUUCUUAUAUUUUUUCUGCAAAUAUGAGCCGAUAAAAGUGGAAGCACUUUGGUUUGUUAAUUUUUAAAUGAAUUGCUAGCUUUCACUUUAUUAAACAAAUUAUCCGAAAAUAGGAAACUCAUUUCUUGUUUACUCUGUCGUAUUUAUUUUCCAUUGUAUGUGAUACAUUGUAUGUCUAUGUUUAAAGUGUAACAAGUGUUGAUACAUUGUUUUACAUGCUUAUAGGUACUGAUAUAACCAGGCAAUUCCGUCCUCGUUGUAUAUGCCUUUAAUAAUGUUUGUGGUUAUAUAAGCCUGGAAAGCAAUGUUUCGUUCUAAAACAUCGACACUCUUUGAAAAUUGUAAAUUGUAAAGUUAACUUUUUUUAAUUUUUCUAGUCAUUUCUACAUUGAUCAUCAACCAUUUCAAUUUAAAAACAAAUGGCUAGCUUCCACUUUAAUAAACAAAUUAUCCGCAAAAUAAGAAACUUAUUAAAUUUGUAAAUUACGAAAAUUGCUUUAAAAAAUGUAGUGUGGUCAGUGCUAUUUCAAUGGCUGUCAAAGAUUGUAGAUUUUGU
Messenger RNA from Diabrotica balteata, 3117 nucleotides. The record is from the annotation of a GenBank genome assembly. Lineage: Eukaryota; Metazoa; Arthropoda; Insecta; Coleoptera; Chrysomelidae.